This is a messenger RNA of Daphnia pulicaria, 3352 nucleotides long. Its product is annotated as scm-like with four MBT domains protein 1. Lineage: Eukaryota; Metazoa; Arthropoda; Branchiopoda; Diplostraca; Daphniidae. The transcript has 4 exons. Bases 425 to 2986 code for a protein of 853 amino acids. Gene Ontology annotation, biological process: regulation of DNA-templated transcription. Gene Ontology annotation, cellular component: nucleus. The record is from RefSeq and is a predicted model, not a curated record.
GAUAAAGAAAAAAAUAUUAAUAAACUGAAUAGUAACAAAAUACCAGAUUCUUUUGCAGUUUCUUUUUUUGUGCGUGAAAUUUCGAAUCUCAAUUAUUCUAGUUUUUUCGUGUUAUUAUACUUCAUCAUUUCGCAAUAUUUUAUCCUCAAGGCUAGAAAUUUUCUCGUGCAUCAUUUCUGAGUGAUUGGUAUGUGCGUGCAUUCGUGCAAUCUGUGUAGAAAUCGCCAAUUUGAGAGAAAAGAAUGGAAAAAGAUUAGAAAACCGCUCGAUGGAGAAAUGAAUUUUGAGAUUUGGCAACGUCAUGCAGACGAUAUGAAUAACUGGCUGUUGUGAGACUAGCUGGUGAGAGAAAUUUGGGCUUGAAAAAUACACAAUUAAUUUUAAAAUCUUUUUCGCUCUUAUGCUCGGGUGAAUUAAUAUAAUAAUGGAUUCAUUACGUGAUUCCAAGGAUAAAUUCGAUUGGGAUCGGUACCUAGAAAGCAGGGAGCUGGAAGCGGCGCCAAACUUUGCCUUCCAGCAUGUGGACAAUAGUCAGCAAAGUCUGCUUGAGGUGGGGAUGAUGGUGGAAGUCCAGACUAGUCAACGGCCCAGGUUCUGGCUGGCCAAUGUUACCCUGAAGUGUGGACCAUUUCUUAGAUUGAAGCAUGUUGGACGAGAAGACUCGAAUGAAAUCUGGACCGACCCAUCGUCAGUGGAAAUCCACCCUGUGGGCUACAGCAGCAGCCGAGGAUGGCCGUUGGAGCCGCCAGCCGAUUUGAAACCCCUCAGAUCAGGAGCUAUCGCUUCUCUCCUAGAGGAGCACAAAGCGGCCGACUGUGAAGCCUCGUUACUCAGCCCCGCUCAACAAAUGAAAACUGGCAUGACGAUCGAAGUCGAAGACUCGCACGAACCCCGCACCGUCUGGCCGGCUACAGUAAUGCGCAAUGUUGGCGGCCGACUGUUGCUCAAAUAUAUUCUACCAACGAACUCGCCGUUGGUAAACGAUGGAAUAGAAGAACAACAGCACGAAUGGCUAUUUUGCCUUUCUCCUCGGUUGCACUGGCAAGGGUGGGCCGCCUCGCAGUCACCUAAGUGGAACUUUAAUCCGCCGGGAAAAAUCCGUUCGCAGUUUGAAGAUGACAACUGGUCGACCAUGGCAGCCGAGCUCCUCAAUGUGACCGGUAAACCAUGGCAGUUGCAUCAAGAAGUUCCGGCUCAUUGCUGCAACGUUGGCGACCGCAUUGAAACGCUCGAUCCGUCCAAUCCAGUCGCCUUACGACCGGCAACAGUUAUCGAAGUAGUGGAUCCGCAACGAUUACUCAUCCGAUUUGACCCGCAAUCAGAUGACGGUCAAGAAGCGGAAGGCCAAUUUAUUUGCUAUGUCGAAACUGUUUUCCGCCCGGAAGUCAGUGAUUCCGGCAGUCAGACAAAUGACGAAGAAAACGAAUCCGGCUUCUUGAAGGGCAUGGCCAUGGAGGUGGUCAACCCAUGGAGACCGACGGAAGUUUGUGUUGGCGUCAUAACGACCAUUGAGCGAUCGGGGACACUCUUACGCAUCCGCAUGGAAAAGGAAUCGGAGGCGGAUGGCGGCCAUCCGCUUGAAUUUCUCGCGCCCGUGUCCAGUCAAGAAUUAUUUCCAAUUGGUUGGUGUGAUGACAGCGGCUGGUCGUUGGUAGCGCCACCCGUAAUUCCUCCGCCGUCAACGGAACAUCCGCCAACGAUCCCCGAAGGAAAUUCGAUCGAGACGGAAGAGAAAUGCCAGGAAUCAACAAGUUCAACCGAACAGAACCCGGAGACAGUGGAAUCAACCCCGGUCGGAUCGGGCGGAAUCUCUUACUGGUGUCCGAAAAUCUAUUUCAACUUCCGGUGUUUCACUGGGCCUCUACUGAGUCGCAUCCGCGUGGCGGCUCUUCCUCGAAGCGUAGGUCCAGGGCCCAUCAGUUUGAUGAUGAAAGAAGUUCUGUCGCUCUUGCUCAACGGCGCCUACAAACCUGGAAGCGUUUUGAAACAAUUGCAGGGCGAGCCGAACGAUCCGCUUCCGCCUGGAACGCAACUGGAGCCGCUGAAAGCCAAGUACAGGCAGACGACGUAUCGUGGGACGGUGCCGAUGGCCUCGACGGCCGCUGACGUACCCGAAUACUGUCGCUGGGUCUGCGGCAAGCUCCAGUGCUGUCCGUACUUGUUCGCUCCGGAAUUGGUGGGCGAUCCGUGUCCGCACCGUUGCUGCAUCCUGGCCAAAACCGUUUGGCAGCACAAGAAGAAAGCCCCCAAUUGGCGCCAUCGACGUUUUGUGGACAUCAUCAAGAGCCUCCCGACCGGAAUGGACCUGGUGACAGCCGCCGAACUCCAGCAGCAACAUAACAGUUCCGCCAAAUUGGGUCCGGCCUCGCUGGCAGCCAUUGAAUCGGCCGAACACAGCGACGAUGAAGACGAUGACGAUGCGGCAGGUGAUCAAUCACAUCAUCCAGUGCAGCAGCAGCAGCAGCAGCAAAUUUGCGAACCUGAGGAGCCAGCCGCCAAGAAGAGGCGUGGACGUCCGAGGAAGAAUCCGAUUCCGCUGAUGACUCUCACUCAUGCCAGUGCGGAUGAAGAUCGCCGUCCAAGUCAAGCACCGCAUCAUCCGGUUCCGGUUGUUGUUGAAGAAAAGAAUCCAGCCCCCGUUUUCCGUCGACUGGAACUCGCCGAUCCUGCGCUGGAUAAAUGGCGGGCCGGCGACGUUUGGCGCUUCCUCCAGUCCACCGAUUGUCGUCCCCUGGCCGAUCGCCUUCUCCAGUACGAAGUGGACGGGCCAUCUCUCCUGCUCCUUGAGCCUUCCGAUAUCAUGGAUUAUGUGACCCUCAAUUGGGAGCUGGCCCUGCGGCUGUGCUAUCUCAUCGGAUGCCUUCGACUGACCUACUCAGCAGGUCCUUCUUCUUCUUCGAAGGCGAUGGCUCCCGCCGCCAAUACUGGCGCCAGCAACGACCUGGCCAAAUCACCUGCACCAGCCACGGCCCAGCGAGCUUCCUAAAAAGAUUUGUGAGCCGGACCUCACGACUUCACGACGACGAUUCUACCACACGAUAGGCGGGUCGCCUAUCAAACAAAUAACACACACAGAGAGAGAGAGAGAACAUUUCUCGGCUUCUUUCUGGGUACUUCAUCUGACUGGGUCGUUCAUUCACUGCGGGUUCCCUUUGCGUGCGUGAGUAUGUCCUUUCACUGUUUCCCUUUUGUUUGUUGGUCGUUUCUCCUAGUUAGUUAACAAUAGAGUGGGGUCAUUCGUUUAUCCAUCAUCAUCUUUAUCCCUUUCUCCGCAACCUACUUUCUCCUGUUUCCCCUUUUUUUCCCCCUCCGAGAAAGAUUAAAACGUUUUAUCUUUUGAUUUUUUUUUUUU